AUGAGAUUGAAGCAAUUCGUGUUCACCUCAACUGCAACGUUGGCCUUUAUCACCUUCGCGUUGGUUGCACGGCAGGCGCAAAUCAGAAAUGCACUUGACAGGACUGGACUCGGUCUACUUGAGAAGUUUCGGGGCACAGCUCCACUAUGGGAUACACAACUCGAAGAAAACAGCAUUGUCGUUGAGCAUACCGCGGCAUCAGAUCAGAUCGUGCCACACAGGAUUGGCAUGGUCUCCAUGCUAAUUGGCGACACAAACCCAACUUAUGAACGAGCGCUUCGGACUCAUUUACGGCAUGGCGAAAUUCAGGGUUACGAGACCUUUGUGAUGAGGAGCAAUGUGUUGGAUAUGAUGUACAACAAGCCAAUGUUCAUUCUCAACAUUUUGAUGGACGAAAUGAAGAAACCAUUUCACGAGAGAAUGGAGUGGCUAUUCUGGUUCGAUUGCGACAGUGUUCUCAUGAAUCCGAAACUUAGCCUGUCGCACUUCCUACCUCCUGCAGAGUUUAGUGAUGCGAAUGCGCUUGUCACCAAUGACGCGAAUGGCCUGAACAAUGGUGUUUUCUUCAUACGAGUCAGCGCUUGGGCAAUUGAGGUGAUGUCGGCGAAUGUAGCCUAUCGAACGUUCAAUCCCGACGAACAAUUAACUUUCCAGGACCAAAGUGCUCUAGACAACAUCUUCCAUAUGGAAAAAUUUCGGGAUCAAGUGGUCUACUGUCCACAGCGCUGGUUCAAUGCAUACCAAUCUGGUUUUCUGAACGAAUCAAUCGAGGCGAAUCAGAUUAGGCGGGGGGACCUCGUCGUGCACUUCGCUGGUGUUGGCAACAAGCUCGAACGGAUAAAUUGCUGGUGUGACAUCGCGGAGAAACAUUUACCUGAUUGGGAAGUUGAAAUCGUUCAUACUUCCCUGUUGGAGGAGAUUGAUGAAUUUUGGAGCCAAAAGAAGAGCAAUGACGCGAUAGAGACACAGGAGUUGCGCAAUGCUCGCUUGAGUGGAACCGAGCUUGUCGACGAAAUCGAACGAAAUAUGACGCUAUACCGGGAGUCCUUGACAAAUGAAGAGCAAGUCAGGAUUCAAGAUACCGUGCAAAAAGUGCGAGAGCAAGUCAAGAAGCAGAACAAGGAAUUGAUAUGGGGAGCCAUUCAGGAUUUGAAAGAGGCAGGGAGGAGGUUGGAGGAUUUGGAAAAACAGACAAGGAAGCAGACCAUCAAGGAGGCUCAUGCUACGAUAAUUACGGCAGAGAGGAUGGGAAUCAACGCGGAACAAUUGCGGGAAAUGCUGUUAGAGGCCAAUAAUUGGGACAGCAUUCAGGCUGUGACGAAAGACUUGAAGGCCAAAGUAGAAAUGGAAGCAGUGAAAGCACAAGUCAAAGCUGAUAUCCAGCAAGACAUCAGUCAGGCACUCAACCAGACAGCAAAUCAAAUCAACGAGUCGACGAGCACGCUGAGCACAGAAUCCUCAAGUCAGACGACGAGCGAGACGACGUCGUCGACAAUGCCAUUCGUGGAAAUGGUGGUGGUAACAGCAAGGGCGCUUAAGACCUAG
Molecule: messenger RNA, 1545 nt
Organism: Endocarpon pusillum Z07020
Lineage: Eukaryota; Fungi; Ascomycota; Eurotiomycetes; Verrucariales; Verrucariaceae
Exons: 3
Coding region: 1-1545 (514 amino acids)
Biological process (GO): protein N-linked glycosylation
Cellular component (GO): Golgi membrane
Molecular function (GO): glycosyltransferase activity
Source: RefSeq, a predicted model, not a curated record